AUGGAUUAAGAGGAAUUUGGAGAAAUUGAUAAUGAGGAAUUGAGCCUGGAAGAAUUCAAUUAUGAGGAAGAUCUAAUGGGAGGAGAUGAUGACCAAUAGAUGCCCAAUAAUUAAUAACCAAAAAAUGAUUAGAACAAAAAUCCAAUUUCAAAUCAAAGAACUCACACUCCUUACCCACCUGAGGAGGAAGAAGAGGGCGAAGUCUAUUAAUAUGAAGAUUAGAGUGAGGAUUUAGCUUAGCAUAAUGACAACGAAGAAAAUGUAUAAGAAGAAGAAGUCUAUGAAGAAGUUCCUGAAGAUAAUGAAUAAUAUAACGAGGAAGAAAAUGAAGAAGAACAAUAUGAUGAAGAUUAUGAAUAAAAUGACUAUGAAGAGAAUUACGAUGAAUUCGAGCAGGAAAAUCCUAAUAAUAACAAAUAGAACAAAGAAGUUAAAGAUAAUAAAAAUGCUUAAUCUGAUAAAUCGGCUCCUCUUUUAGAACCUCCAAAGAAAAAGAAGAGACCUCCUCUGCCUAUCUAACCUAUUAAAUAGAAACCCACCUAUUAAGAGAAAUAUGCAGAGCUAAUGGCUCCUUAAGAUUACUCUAAUUGGAAACCAAAACAGUUGCAUGAGGAAAACAAGUUACUCAGAUAGAAGCUUAAAGAAAUCUCUGAAGAAGUGACUAAAUUAGUCGAGCUGAAUGCUUAACGUGUAUCAUCACUACCAUAACCGUAGCCAUAAAUUAAGAGAUAGAAAACAGCACAAUCUUAACUCUCGGGCGUUUCUGUAAUUGAUAAGGAGAUUGAAAUUAAUCAAAAAAAGUUAGAGUAAUAGGAAGAGGAGAUUAAUAAAUUAACUACCAGAUUGCAACAAAUAUAAUAGGUGAACUACAUCAUGAAGUUGGAUGAGGAGAUUAAGAAAUUUGAAGAUGAAAUGAAGAAGUUAGAACAAAGAAAAAAGUAAGAAUAUUUGUAACAGAAACAACGAGGCAAAGAUCUUGAUAAGUAUGAGAAUCAAGAUGGAUUUGACAAGUUGAAUAAAGAAAGGAACAAUCUAAAUCAAGAGAUUGCCAAUAUUAGGAAGAAAAUUAAGGAACAAUAGGAGUAAUACAAUAAACAGAAGGAAACAAUCAAAAACACACAAGAAGUUGAACUCCCUAAAAUCAAUAAGGAACUAAGGCUUUUGGAAGAAGAAGCUGAAAAGUAUAGGAUUGACAUUAGUGGACAUAAACCGUUCAGUAAAUAAAAAGAACAAUACCUUAUGCUAUUGGCUCAAAAGGACAAUUUGUUGAAACAUAAUCUAAUUAUGGAAAAGAAGGAUAAAUAAUUGGAAAUGAUAGAGAAGGAAAUCAAAGAAUUGAAAAAAGAAAAAGAAUUCUUUAACCAAUAAAUUAAUACAAAUGAAAUGAUGUUAAUUGAUUAGAGAAAAAUAAAGGCAGAAUUAAAAGAAAAAAUACCAACAGAUUAGUUAAAAGAUAUGCCUGCUAUCAUGACUUAAGAAAAUAUUUCUGAUGAAUUAUAAUAUGAAAGAAUGCAAAUAGAAAGUCAAAGAAAAUUGUAGAGUGCUAAACCCCCUAUGUCUAAGCAGGAAUAAAAUCAUAAUAAAGAAUUAAAAUUACCUGUUAAAUAAGAUUAAAAGUCAUAAUAAUUAACAUCAAAGAAUGAAGUAGAAGAAGAAAUUAUAUGUGAAGAUGAAACUGAAUAAUAAUAGCAAAUAAAGUAAGAAGAGAAAAAAUAAAUUCCAAUCUCAAAUUCUACUCCAUUAAAAUAAGAAUAAUAAUAACAAUAAUAAUAACAAUAACAAUAAUAGUAAUAAUAAUAGUAAUAAUAAUAAUAAUUUUAAUCUCCUAAUCAAUAAAAUAAAUUAAAUUCAAAACCUUUUAGUAAUCUAAGAAAAUCAGUUGAUUAAUAACCUUCUCUUGAUUUAGGUUAAAGCAAUGUAAGCAAUUAAUAAAGUAAUACUAGCGAUGUUUAAACAGAAUAUACAGGUCCUUCUAGAAUGAUGAGAAUGAAAAAACCAUAAUAAAAUAAAUCAGAAGAAACUACACAAUUCAUAAUUCAUGCUUCUAAACCGGUUGAGCAACCACGAGAUCAUCACAAAGAAAUAAAUGAAUAAAACAAUAAACCUAUUGAAUAACCCAUACAACCUGAAUAACCAAAACCUGUUGAGGAUUAUCAACCUACUUUUCCAACGAGAAGAGUAUCCAACAGACCCAGAGGAUUGGAUUAUAAUUCAAUAGAAUAAUAAUAACAACAAUAACCAUCAUAAUCAACUUAAUAAACUUAAUAAACAGUAGAACAACCAAUAUUAAUUAAUUAAAAAUAAGAACAAACAUAAUAAUUAGAAUAUCCUACUAGAAGAAGAAAUAGAGGUGGCUAAGAGGAAUAGUUAGAAUAGAAUAAUAGCUAAUAAUAAUCAUAAUAAUAGUCAAUUUCCUCAUAAUAAUAAUCUAUAUCUUCUCAAUAAACAUAUCAACCAACUGAUGAUAGUAAUAAAUAGCGUAGAAUUAAACUAUUUGCUGAUGAAAAGUAGCCUGAAGCUCCUAAAACUGAAGAACCCGCGUAUGAAUUUCAACCAAGACAAGAACCAGCAAAACUAUAAGGAAGAAGAAAUAGGGGCAAUAAUAAAUUAAAUAUAUGGGAAGAUUAGCCAGUUUAGAAGGAGAAUAUAGAAGAAAUAUAAGAAAUUAAAGAUGUAAAAUAAGUCCCAGAAGUUCAACAUAAAGAAGAGAGAGAAAUGACUCUGGAUGAAAUUUUAGGAGGUCAAAAGCAAUAGGAAGAGUAUAGACCCAAUCAACAAAGAAGAAAAUUUGAAGUUCCUAAGGAGGAUAAUGAAACCUAUGAACCUGGAUUUGGUGGUGGAGGAAAUAGAAGAGGAGUAGGAAAUCAAUAAAAAAUAGAUAAGUAAAAAGAAUUGGCUUAAAAGGCUGAGAAAGGGGACUUAUUAGAUGAUUUUGACUUUUGA
Messenger RNA from Paramecium tetraurelia, 2943 nucleotides. RefSeq lists its product as uncharacterized. The transcript has 3 exons. The record is from RefSeq and is a predicted model, not a curated record. NCBI's taxonomy places the organism in Eukaryota, Ciliophora, Oligohymenophorea, Peniculida, Parameciidae.